Closterium sp. NIES-67 is the source of this 3155-nucleotide messenger RNA. Lineage: Eukaryota; Viridiplantae; Streptophyta; Zygnematophyceae; Desmidiales; Closteriaceae. The record is from the annotation of a GenBank genome assembly.
GGAAGGUAGAACCAUGAGCGAACCUCAAGCCACCCGCCGCCAUGGAUUGUUCAAUUUCCAAGUGUCCUUAGCUUGUUCAAUUUACUGCUGCACCAGCCCCCACCAGGGCUCUAGUCUCGACUCAAUGUCCUGGCCAGGGGUCGUCCCCCCACUCCCUCCCCCCCACACCACACUCCACCCCAUAGGCCGACAUGAUAUUCGAGAUUGUGAAACCUAGGCGACCAUCGGCCUUUGUGAUCGGUUCAGUCAGAGACGACAUGCGAUGUGAGGGAGAAUCGCUCGGAUCCAUAUCAUAGAUUCCAGCGGCAUUCAUUGGCUUGGCGACGCGCCGACGAAUCGCUAUUUCCAGACGGGUCCUUUUUUGUGUACUGUAUCACGGUCUGAAGAAUCGCUAGUAUGUUCCGAGGUGACCUUUGGGUCGACUAAAAAAUUCCACAAGUCGUUUCUGGACGAGGAAACGGAGGCUGUCAACUUGUCACUGCCUGAAGACGCCGUCGUGAGCUGGUUUCUGAGAAUUCUUUCAAAGCAGAAGUUGUUGUGAGGAGAUAAAUCGCCGGUUCAUUCACUCAACCACUCUUCGAACGGCCCUCGAACCCCUCCGAGUCGCCUCCAUCGGACUCGUAUUACAUGUACUGUUCCUAUUAAGUACUAGAGGUACUUAGAGCUGGUCGGGAGAGAGUUCUUCUCGGUUAGUAGGUGCAGGCAGGAAGGCGCACCGUGCGUCCAUAGUAAUGUAUGAUGUAAUGGUCUUCUAAGCUCAAUUUCGAAGCUUUCCGUAGUAAGCUCACCGGAAGAGUAGAUUGACCGUUGGCGAAUUUCUCCGCUACUUCUGGUGUCUUCUGGAUCCGCCGAUUUAUCAUUAUGAAGAGUUCCGGGUUCCAUCGUCACAAUCACCACGUUUUCUGUCACAGUCAUUGUCACAGGCAUCGUUACAGUCAUCGUUACAGUCAUCGUUAUGAUCUCGCAUCUGCGAUCCGGCUCUUUCUCCCCGCGGCGCUCCUGCUUUCCGCCCUCCCCGCGAUGUGCGGCGUGAAUAGCGCCAAUCGUCCUCGGAUCGACCGCGCGAGAUUCUCACGAGGAGGGAAUGGCGGCGCGGAGCCGGUAACUUCUCUCAAUAAUGGCGGCGCGGAGCCAGUAGCUUGGGUUAAUAAUGGCCGUGCGGAGCCGGCAUUGGUACCGGUACUAGUAGCACCUUCCUCUGAGUCGACUACUCCAGAGUCGACUAAAAAACAGACUCCUGCGGCUCGCCUCGGAGCCAGUGCUAGUGGCAGCUCGAGGCGGGAAGCUCUCCGAUUGGCUCCACGGCUGGCGGCCACGUGGCGAACUCCCGUUGGCGUUCACCGCGUCAGGUAUGCGGCCAAGCGCAGCACGGCGAGUGCCUCUUUCGCUGCCAAUGGCAACCAGCCGACCUCCCCACCUCCUCUCCCCCUCUCCCCACCUCCUCUCCCCCUCUCCCCACCUCCUUUCCCCCUCUCCCCACCUCCUCUUCCCCCCUCCCCACCUCCUCUCCCCCUCUCCCCCUCACCACUCUCUCCGCCUCUACUCGGACAGCCUCCCUCACUCCCUCCUACAGCAGCAGCAGCACCAGCAGCAUCAGCAGCGGCGGCAGCAGUAGUAUCAGCAGCGGUAUCAACAGCAUCAGCUGCAGUAGCUGCAUUAUCACUGCCACCAGCAGCACCAGCAGCAGCAGCACCGCCAUCACCACCACCAUCAGCGUCAGCAGCACGCGAAUCUCCAAGAGUUGCGAUAGCGAGGCUAAACGUGCGUUUUGGGCCAACAGCGCAUGGAAGAAACAGUACUGCAGCAUCAGCAACAUCAGCAUCAUCCGCAUCAGCAGCAGCACCGUCAGCAGCAUUAGCAGGAGCAGGGUCAGGAUCCGCAGCAGCAUCCGCAGCAGCAGCAGCAGGUGGUAAUUUCACGCGGAUCUCACCGCUCUCCGAAACGGUGAAGUCGGCAUGCCGGCGGUGGCCGUGUAACGUGCGGCCAAGCCUGUGCGGCGUGAUGCACCGCCCCAUCCGAGUCUACCUCAUCUGGUUCGGCCCCUUCUCCAGACAGCAGAAGAACAUUCUCAGAAACUUCAUUCAAUCGGUUUCGGAUCAGAGGGAUUCUGCAAACACAGUCCCCAGGUGGUGGGACAUCAACCGCCAGUACCACGACUGCAGGGGCCGCCACGUGUCCUCCUCAGUGAUUCUCAAAGGCGAAUCCAGAUACCCCUUCUCCCGCCGCCCUUUUACCGCUGGUGGUAGCAGCAAUACUAAGGAGAGCAAUGGUAACCACACUGACAGUGGUAACAGGAGUCUGAGUGAUAACAGCAGUAACAGUGGGAUGAGUAGUAACAAUGACAGCAGCAGCAGCAGCACCACCACCACCACCAUCACCACCACCAGCACGACCAGCACGACCAGCACGAGCCGCAGCAGCAGCAGCAGCAGCAGUAGCAAGGGCUUUAAGUUCGGGUAUCGCUGGAUUGGAGAGAGGGGUCUCCUCCCCUCCCUCUUUGGCUCCCUUGGUUCGACCGCAGCCGUGCAUGCAGUCAUCCGCGAGACCAUUCUGAGAAAGCACCUCCCGUUUGACACCAACGGGAUCUACUUCGUCAUCUCGUCUCCCCAGAUGAAAAGACGGAGCAUGCUCAAGGGGUUCUGCUCCUCCUUCUGUGGCUGGCACUCGUACAUUAUGAUGAUGGGGAGGAGGCUCAAGACCAGCCUUGUGGGCAACCCAGGCGCAGGACAGUGUCUUUCUAGCUGUGCGGCAUGGGAGCUGGCGAGUGGGUGGGAUGCGCCCAACAAGGACAAGGGCAUGGACGCUCUUAUCUCCACCUUUGCUCACGAGCUCGCUGAGGCCACCAGUGACCCGUACCUCUCGACUUGGAUGAACGACAAGGGGGAGGAGAACGCCGAUGUGUGCUCGUACAGCUAUGGUGAUAUUGAUUGGACGGUGGAUGGAGCCCCGUAUAAUAUGGGGGGUGUAGGGGGAACCAAAUUCCUCGUUCAACAAAACUACCACCUUGUUGAUCGUGCAUGUGCCACGUAUGCUUGAUGUAGUGUAUGUGUAGCAGGUUUAGUGGUUCAGUGCAUGUAUUUUUUAAUUCAAGCACGCCAGAUAUUGUGGGACUGUAUGCAGUUCAGCUCGGGGCGCAUUGAUGAUCCUCCACCUCA